Molecule: messenger RNA, 1123 nt
Organism: Lactuca sativa (garden lettuce)
Lineage: Eukaryota; Viridiplantae; Streptophyta; Magnoliopsida; Asterales; Asteraceae
Gene: OEP37
Product: chloroplast outer envelope protein 37
Biological process (GO): monoatomic cation transport
Cellular component (GO): chloroplast outer membrane
Molecular function (GO): monoatomic ion channel activity
Source: RefSeq, a predicted model, not a curated record
CAUAUUUUGUUAAGUCGAUUUUUCUCUUCCACCCUUUGAAGUGAUAACAUAUAACCAGCGUCAAUUCCAAGUACGCCGGCAAAACAAUCGGAUAACGGAGAUGGUGGAAUCAGUAUCACCGCCUUCCGCCACCGAUUCUCUUCAACCACAAACCUCCGCUUCCCACCGGUUCUUGCAGCGACCACCAAUCAGAUUCACAACCGAAUUCGAUAGCGACACAUCUCUUUUCUUCAACAAGCUAUCCUGCAAGCUGUUCGACAAUCUUGCCAAAUUCAAACUCUGCUUCCAAAACAACAACAAAGGACAUGUCUCUAACCCUCAGUUAACCUUCACCACUAAACACCUAACCUGUCAGUACGACCUCGAAGAACACAAUGCUCUUCUCAACAGCUCUCUCGAGAUUGCGCCUGGUUUACAGCUCACUGCUGUUCACGAUGUUAAGGCGCAAGUAGGACAAAUGACAAUGGUUGCUGAUCUUGCUCCUUCUUACACACUCCAAUUGACUUCUCCUCUUCCAUCUGCUGGUUUGCCAAAAGCAACUUUAAGAUUUCCCUAUGGUGAAGUGUCAUUAGAAGAGAACGAGGAUCAUGAAGAGGAGGAUGCAGCUCCAAAGUUGUCAGUUAGUGGAAUUUUCAAAGGUCAAGUUCUUAAUGGCAUCUGCAAUGCUCAAUAUGGAGAUGAUAAUUUGAAUCUCAGAUACUCCUACAAGGAUGAAGAAACAACAUUCAUCCCAAGCAUUUCUCUCCCUUCAAAUGCAUUAUCCUUCUCCUUCAAGCGUCGUUUUACUCCUUCUGAUAAGUUAAGCUACUUAUAUAACUUUGAUACGAAUUACUGGAGUGCUGUUUAUAAACACACGGUUGGAAAGGAGUAUAAAGUCAAAGCUGGUUAUGACUCAGAAGUGCGAUUAGGUUGGGCAUCUUUGUGGGUUGGUGAUGAAGAUGGGAAAGCAAAAACAGCACCAAUGAAGAUGAAGGUGCAGAUGAUGCUGCAAGUGCCACAAGAUGAUGUGAAGUCAUCAGCAUUGAUGUUUCGUGUGAAGAAGAGGUGGGACAUUUGAAUGAAAUUUCAUGUGUUGUUUGUUUGUAUUUUUGUUUAGAUAUGUUUAAAGGAAAUUUCAAAGCUA